Messenger RNA from Danio rerio (zebrafish), 2748 nucleotides. The record is from RefSeq and is a predicted model, not a curated record. NCBI's taxonomy places the organism in Eukaryota, Metazoa, Chordata, Actinopteri, Cypriniformes, Danionidae.
CUUCACUGCAGUAUCCAGACUAUACAAGACCACGGCUGCUGCGCCACUGAUAGGCUCAGAUACUUAAAGAGAGACAGCGACCAGACCCUCCCUCUCUCUCUGUUUCACAAGCUCAUUCUGCUGUCGUAGAAGCUUCAGGCAGCACAUGCUCAGUGGCUCCUUCUCUCUGUGUGUCUGUCCUGCUGUUUCUGUCAGCAUUUCAGGAUCAGAGACUGACUCUUCUGCACUGUUCUCUGCAUGACUGUCACAAAGAUGUCAUGGCGGCCGACCUACCGGAGCUCCAAGUUUCGAAACGUCUAUGGCAAAGUGGCCAACCGAGAGCACUGCUUCGAGGGCAUCCCGAUCACAAAGAACGUCCAUGACAACCACUUCUGUGCGGUCAACGCCAAGUUCCUCGCCAUAGUGACGGAAAGCGCGGGAGGAGGAUCUUUCGUUGUAAUCCCGGUCACUCAGUUUGGCCGUAUCGACCCUCACUAUCCAAAGGUAUGUGGUCACCAAGGAAAUGUGCUGGACAUCAAAUGGAAUCCUUUCCACGACAACAUAAUCGCAUCUUGUUCAGAGGACUCAUCUGUGCGAAUAUGGGAGAUUCCUGACGGUGGACUGAGAAGGAGUUUGACAGAGUCUGUAUUAGAACUCUAUGGCCACAGCAGGCGUGUGGGCCUCAUCGAGUGGCAUCCAACAACUAGCGGGAUUCUCUUUAGUGCUGGCUAUGACUACAAGAUCCUGAUUUGGAAUCUUGAGAUCGGAGAGCCAGUGAAAAUGAUCGACUGCCACUCAGAUGUGAUUCUGUGUAUGUCAUUUAACACAGAGGGCAGCUUGCUGGCCACCAGCUGCAAAGACAAGAAACUUCGUGUCAUUGAGCCACGCUCAGGCAGAGUUCUGCAGGAGGCCAACUUUAAAAACCACAAAGUGAAUCGUGUUGUGUUCCUAGGCAACAUAAAACGACUCCUAACGACAGGUGUGUCUCGCUGGAACACACGCCAGAUUGCUCUCUGGGACCAGGAGGAUCUGUCCAUGCCGAUCAUUGAAGAGGAGAUUGAUGGUCUUUCUGGACUACUUUUCCCUUUCUAUGAUGCAGACACACACAUGUUGUACUUAGCAGGCAAGGGUGAUGGGAACAUCCGGUACUAUGAGGUCACACUGGACAAACCCUACCUGCAGUACCUCAUGGAGUUCAGGUCCCCUGCACCACAAAAAGGCCUUGGAGUGAUGCCGAAGCAUGGACUGGAUGUAGGAGCAUGUGAAGUCUUUAGGUUUUAUAAGUUGGUGACUCUAAAGGGCCUGAUUGAGCCCAUCUCUAUGAUCGUGCCUAGAAGGUCGGAGACGUAUCAGGAGGACAUUUACCCCAUGACUCCUGGGACAGAACCGGCUCUGUCUGCUGAUGAGUGGCUCAGUGGCAUCAACCGAGGCCCCGUUCUCAUGUCCUUAAAAGAGGGCUACAACAGACCCAACAAGCUGGUGUUCAAAGCACCCGUGAAGGAGAAGAAGGGUGGAGUGGUCAAUGGCAUUGACCUGCUAGAAAACGUGCCUCCCCGUACAGAGAAUGAGCUCUUGCGGAUGUUCUUCAGACAGCAGGAGGAGUUGCGUCGACUGAAGGACGAACUCACACAGAAGGACAUUAAGAUUCGACAGCUGGAGCUGGAGCUCAAUAACAUCAGGAACAGCCCGAACAUCAACAACAACAAUAACAACAGCAAUGGUAGCAGCAUUUGACACAGAACUGUUGAUUUCCUGAAGUGACACACUACAAGCUCCAAACACUGCUGAAACACGGGCUUCCUCUUUCCUAACACUCAAAUAUCCUUCCUUCAAGACCGCAGGAGAGCCGGCGCUUGUCUUCAUAAAGCAGUGUUUCAAUCUGACCGCAGUGUUGACCCCACAGCUGCUGUGUGCUAAGUUGACUUUACUGGAGCGAUGAUUCACUAACCUGGUGAAAAAUCUCCUAUCACAUGACCUUCAGUCACACUACGGGUCAACCUGAAGUGGUUUUGGUACAAGCUAUCCAUUGCAUUUUCAUCUCACAAUUGUAGACAUUACUAGAUUGAAUUAUUAGAAUUAUUUAUUUUUUUCUUUUUUUUUUGCGCUACUUCUAAACAGCUUAAUGACCCCAUAUAGAGAUAAAAAAUGAGUAAGACGUGCUUCCCCCAUCCAGCUGUUAUCUCUUGUAAACAUUAGGUCUAUUGCAUCAUUAUGAUAUGACCCACAGUGCUGUUUUAAAGGGAUAGUUUACCAAGCAAUGCUUGUUGCAAAUUUGUACAAAUAUUUUUAAUUCUGCUCCACACAAAAAAAGUAGUAUGCUCAGCAGGCACCUUGAUGUCAAAACGACAUCAAAAACACAUCAGUAAUGUCAGUUGACUACCUUGAUGUCAAAACGACAUCAAAUUGGUAUCUAAAAUAGGUGUCAAAACCAGGCCAAAAUCUAUUACAGGACUGUCAUGCAGUCCAUUUUUGAUCAUGUUUUGUUUUUCGGUAGCAGUAUUAGAUGUCAAUUUGAUGUAGUUUUGACAUCAAUUUAUUUAAAUCCAUAGGAAUACACAAUUAAGUGUAAAUUUGUUGUUUGAAAUUGAAGCUUUUAGAUUAAUUGGAUUAACUAAACUUUUAGUGUCAUUGUUUUGGUGGUCAAAAUGGAAUCAAUGUGUGAAUGUCAAAUGUAUGUCAAGGUUUUGACAUCAAAUAAUUAAUUAAUUCAUUCAUAUUCUUUUCGGCUUAGUCCCUUUAUUUAUCAGGGGUUGCCACAGCGGAAUGAAC